This is a messenger RNA of Aspergillus puulaauensis, 1373 nucleotides long. RefSeq lists its product as uncharacterized. The record is from RefSeq and is a predicted model, not a curated record. The transcript has a single exon. NCBI's taxonomy places the organism in Eukaryota, Fungi, Ascomycota, Eurotiomycetes, Eurotiales, Aspergillaceae. The annotation marks the transcript as partial.
AUGACAUUAGAAACAUUCAACUUCUUCCAACGCCUCCCCUUUGACCUUCGUCGCGAGAUUUACAUAUUGGCUACACCGCCCCGUGUCGUCCAUGUCAGAGAAGACGCACAAGACCCGGAGCAAUUUGAAGAACAAUUUAGGGAAAGGGCCAACCUCCACAUCAACCCCGACCUGGCAUACUUUGCUCCGAACUGGCGCCAAAAGAUCCUCCCCGAGCCCAUCAAGCAGCGAACCUUAGAGGCUGUUGGCGUGAGCAGUAGUCGUGGCGGGCCACAUCAACCCUGGCAGCCGUCGGCGUCCACGCCGGAGAUCCCUCUCAGGUGGCUCCAGGAUAAGCCCAGAAUAGCGUCGCUGAUCAUGCGCGAGAACUCGCUGUAUAGUGAUGCACCAAUACCACCUUUGCUACAUACAUGGUGUGAAGCGCGAAUGGCGUUGAUGAGCUUCGGAUACACACUUGCUUUUGAAACACGCACAACCGGACCAUGUACGUGGUUUCAUUUUAGUAGGGAUGUGCUGUUUAUCGACGAAGGCGAUGCGAACACAUACUGGGAUGGGGAUCACAUUCUAGCAGGCUGUCAAUAUACGAUCCUGGGGCAAUUUCACUCAAAAGAUCUGAAGAGAGUGCGGAAGCUGGCGCUGGGCUCAUCUGGAUCGUUCUUAUUUCCUUGGAAGCGUUAUGAUUAUUACUCCAUGCUUGCACUCUCAGUCCGACUAUUCCCUGAUCUCGAAGAGCUUCAGAUCGCCCAAUGGCGGCAAGACGAUCUAUUCGGCUGGCGUCAUUAUGGCAAGAGCACAACUGCCAUUCAUCCAUGGUCCAGUUAUAUAAAUGAUCCCGUUGGCGAGCUUUACUCUUUACCCGUUGAGGAGAUUGAUGCCUUGCUGCAGCUACUUUCACUACCUGAUGGGUUUCGAUCCGACUUGCCAGUCGCCGGAGUCUUAGGCGAGGCUUUGAGAUCAUAUCAGCAGCGGGCUGAUGAUACUAGUGGUCUUCAUUUCCUUGAAUACGCGCAACAGCAAGCACAAGCCGCGCUAGCUGCGCAACGCACCCUUUUACUGCAGGAGAACGGACCAAAUCUUUCGACCUUUUCCUGGCAGAUUCCGCGGGUGAAGGCCGUCCAUAUAAUUCCACCAACAAUGGCAGUCCUGCUGCAACAGGAACGGCAAUUUGCCUGGGAACAAUUUCUGAAGAUGAAACGCAAUUGGAAGGGGAUGGAGCAUACCGAGAGAGCACACCCCGGUCCUAUAAACGUAACUAACGACCACUCAAACCAUAAUAACUAUACACAUGACAUUGAGUUUGGUCCGUUCUCUGAGCUUCAUCCAAGCGAUAGGCUUUAUAGAGCCGCAUAUACACACGCCAGGCAGUGGUGGGC